Molecule: messenger RNA, 798 nt
Organism: Acanthosepion pharaonis
Lineage: Eukaryota; Metazoa; Mollusca; Cephalopoda; Sepiida; Sepiidae
Source: the annotation of a GenBank genome assembly
AUGGUUUACGGUGACGCCGAUUGCCCAAACGACCAGAUCAAAGUCCCAUCUAAUAUAUCCCAACUGAAUAUCUUCUAUCUAUCUAUUUAUGUCUAUGUCUGUCUGUCUAUCUAUCUAUCUAUCUAUGUCUGUUCAUUAUCUAUCUUAGUCUGUUCAUUAUCUAUCUAUCUAUCUAUCUAUCUAUCUAUCUAUGUUUGUUUAUUAUCUAUCUAUCUAUCUAUCUAUCUAUCUAUCUAUCAUAGUCUGUUCAUUAUCUAUCUAUCUAUCUAUCUAUCUAUCUAUCUUAGACUGUUCAUUAUCUAUCUAUCUAUCUAUGUUUAUCUAUCUAUCUAUCUAUCUAUCUAUCUAUCUAUCUAUCUAUCUAUCUAUCUAUCUAUGUCUGUUCAUUAUCUUUAUCUGUUCAUUCUCUAUCUAUAUAUGACUGUUCAUUAUCAAAUCUAUCUAUCUAUCUAUCUAUCUAACUUCAUAUUCUCUUUAUCUAUGUAUCUAUCUCAAUCUCUUCAUAUCUAUCUAUCGAAUUUAGUUUCUUCGUUAUCUAUCUUUCUAUCUAUCAGUCUUUUCAUAUCUAUUUAUCGGUGUUUUCAUAUCUAUUUAUCUAUCUAUCUAUCUUUCUAUCUAUCUAUCUUGCACAUACAAGAAAUUUUUUUUUUCUUCUUCUCCUUGCCCGACAUUAAUUCAACAACUGGGACCACCAAAUCUCUUCAUAGCUGCAAGGAAAACAUCUUUUCCUGCAUCGCGUCUACAAUUGCCAUCAAAAUGUCCAUUUUCCUUGGCAAAUGGCUAUCGUUUGCAAGAUGA